UAUUCCCCUACUCAUCGUCUUCUCCCGCCACUUCAUUCAUUCUUCAACCCACAUUUCCAAAAUUCAAACACAUUUCUCUCUUCGAACUAGGAAAAAUGAUUGUUGAGCAGAAAGUGAAGGAAGCGGAGAUUACCGAGCAGGAUUCUCUUCUCCUGACAAGGAACCUACUACGCAUAGCAAUAUUCAAUAUCAGUUAUAUCAGAGGCCUUUUCCCUGAGAAAUACUUCAGUGAUAAGGGUGUCCCAGCCUUAGAGAUGAAGAUCAAAAAGCUCAUGCCUAUGGAUGCAGAGUCCAGAAGACUCAUUGACUGGAUGGAGAAAGGUGUAUAUGAUGCUUUGCAGAAGAAAUAUCUCAGGACACUAAUGUUCUGUGUGUGCCAGACAGUAGAAGGGCCAAUGAUUGAAGAAUAUUCCUUUUCUUUCAGUUACUCAAAUGCUGACAAUCAAGAGGUUUCUAUGAAUGUUAAUCGAAUUGGAAACAAGAAACAAGGGGAAACAUUCAAGUGUAACUCCACCACAGAGAUCACCCCAAAUCAAAUGAAGAGCUCUGCUUGUAAAAUGGUUCGUACCCUGAUACAACUAAUGAGAACUCUAGAUAAAAUGCCAGAAGAGCGCACCAUUUUGAUGAAACUCCACUAUUACGAUGAUGUCACGCCUGCUGAUUAUGAGCCCCCAUUCUUUAGAGGCUGCACAGAGGAAGAAGCGCAUCAUCCAUGGAACAAAAAUCCUUUGAAAAUGGAAGUUGGCAAUGUCAACAGCAAGCAUUUUGUAUUAUCUCUCAAGGUCAAAAGUGUUCUUGAUCCUUGUGAGGAUGAAAAUAUGAGUGUGGGAGGUGAUUCAAUGGAGAGAGAUGAAGAUAGCCAAGCUGAUAGUCAGACUAGCCUUUCUGAUGACGAAUACAUCAUGGCACCAGUAGACCAACAAAAAGAGAAACCAGAUGAGACCAUGGCUGAUGAAGAUGAUACUCAGGAUCCAGCUGAAGAUGAACAGCAACUGAAUCGUGUAAAAAAUUGGAUCAGUGCUUAUCAUCUAGACACUUUUGAUGUCACUGAUGUUCUCGCAAAUUUCCCUGACAUAUCUGUGGCUUUGAUUGAAGAUGUUAUGAACAAGCUUGUUAACGAAGGCAUUCUUUCAAAAUCCGGAAAGGACAGUUUCAACAUCGAGAGGCCUGGGAAAUCGGAAUAUGAAUUUGAUGCUGUGAAAGAAGAAACCCUCAGCAAGAAAAGUCCACCCACAAUGCUUGAAGGUCAAAUGUACAUGAAGGCACUCUUUCAUGCUCUUCCAAUGGACUACAUUACUAUUCCUAAGCUUCAAACCAAACUUGGUGGUGAGGUUAACCAAACCACAGUUCGCAAAUUAAUGGAUAAAAUGACCAAAGAAGGGUUUAUUGAAACCUCAAGCAGCCGUAGACUAGGAAAGCGAGUGAUUCAUUCUGAAAUAACCAAGAAGAAACUUGAUGAAGUCAAAAAAGCUCUAGACUUUAAUACUACGGUGGACCUGGACACCAACAGCCAUUCGGAAAAACAAGCAGGGACCAAUAAGUCGACACUUGGCGCAUUCCACUCCAUUGGAUCAGAGCUUACACGAUCGAUGGGUAAACCUGAGUUGCAGCAGAGUGUAUCCAACAGACAGAAUGGACAGAACAACACCCCCACAAGCAACAAUCAGGUUUUGCAGCCGUUGUCUUCCAUAGAGAGCCAUGCAGGGAUGAAAAAGGGUAGAAAUGGAAAUAUCAAUCAGGAUGAUAAAAUGGAUACUGCGGUUUGUAGCCAAACCACCAUAAACAAACGUUUCCGAAAAGCAAGCACGGUAAAGGAGCCUGUCGUUCAGAACAUGAAACGUCAGAAAUCUCAACUUCAUGAAGCGUGAAAGGCGAAGGAAACAUGUAUGACGUAUUUUUAGUUGUCUUUUUGAUGUCAUGAUUUACUAGAUACAUUUAUAUAACUGAUCUUAUUCGUUACUUUUUAAAUACACGUGCUUGACGAUAAAUAAAUUCAUGAAUUAAUACUGAAAGUAUGUAUCCGAGGAUUGAUAAGCGUAUUCAUGAUUUUAAUUUCUCAACAAGUAUUGCGUUA
Messenger RNA from Lactuca sativa (garden lettuce), 2074 nucleotides. It is a transcript of the gene ASY1, whose product is annotated as DNA-binding HORMA family protein. Lineage: Eukaryota; Viridiplantae; Streptophyta; Magnoliopsida; Asterales; Asteraceae. The record is from RefSeq and is a predicted model, not a curated record.